This is a messenger RNA of Phytophthora infestans T30-4, 534 nucleotides long. RefSeq lists its product as uncharacterized. Bases 1 to 534 code for a protein of 177 amino acids. Gene Ontology annotation, molecular function: protein binding. The record is from RefSeq and is a predicted model, not a curated record. Lineage: Eukaryota; Oomycota; Peronosporomycetes; Peronosporales; Peronosporaceae. The transcript has a single exon.
AUGGACAGCGCGUCGCCGUCCGCCCCAGUUCCAGAGAAUGAAGUAGCUCGAAUUGAGUGUAUCGAUCGAUUUGGCCUUAUGGACCUGAAGGAGCCGAUGCCGGAACUGGACAUCAUCUGCUCGUUUCUGAGCAAAGAGUUGGGAUUCUUCUGCACAAUGAUCAUGAUCGUCGGCGAGACGCACCAGUUGGUUCUAAGCUGCACGAUUCGAGACUUCGUCCACGCCAUGUUGCCUCGCGAACACACGUUCUGCCCGCAUUUACUUAUGGGCGACGCUCCGUUCAUCAUCCGCCACCUGGAGGCUGACGUCCGCUUCUACAAUCUGAACCCGGUGACGCGUCAAGGUGUGAAAUACUAUUGCGGUAUCCCGAUCCUGGGUCUGGACGGGAUCAUGGUCGGCUCCAUUUGCUGUGUGCACAGUACAUGUACGGCCAUGGAUAUCACGCGAUCGCACUACGAUACGCUGGCUCGGUUCGGCGAGAUCGCUCCCAAGAUCAUCCGAGUCAAGACCGAGGCGAAGCUUCAGAGCAAGUAG